Molecule: messenger RNA, 1098 nt
Organism: Clonostachys rhizophaga
Lineage: Eukaryota; Fungi; Ascomycota; Sordariomycetes; Hypocreales; Bionectriaceae
Source: the annotation of a GenBank genome assembly
AUGGUCAAGGCACAAUUUCGACAGACAGUGUUCCUCCUCCUGAGCCUCUGGCUGGCCCCAGACGCUCAUGCUGAGCCUAUACCGACCCCUUCAGGAAAGUAUAACGUAGGGAUCCAGCGUCAUCUGAUUCCCUUUAUCAACGAGAAUGAUCCUACUUGGCCGAACAGAGUAUCAACGGAGUAUUUAGCGACUCUGUACUAUCCCACUCCUGACGAGGCCGCCGAGCCAAGUCCGUAUAUCGAGCCAGAGCAGGCACAGCUGUACGCUGACUUCUCCGAAUGGAACGUCUCGCACCUCACGUCAACAAUGCGAAAGGAUGCGUCAUUCUUUUCUGAACCGACCGGACCGACAUUACUGUUUGGCCCGGGCGGUUGGGGUCCAUCAACCGAUGGUGAUGGUAUUGUGCUUUCCGAGCUGGCUUCUCACGGCUAUGUCGUUGCUGCCCUGGACCACAUCUAUGAGCAGCCGUUCCUCCGUCUUCCCAAUGGCACCGGCAUAUAUGGUCUCGCUAUUGAUUUCAAUCCUGACCUGGAGUACAUUAUAGACUUGCAUGAAGUCCGCGUGCGGGAAAUGGUGCACUUCGCCGAGUUUCUCCCAAAACUGGUCACCAAGUUGCACGCCCCUUUCAAGACAGACAAGCUCGGCGCCUUUGGCCACUCCCUCGGCGGUUCAUCUUCUCUAAAUGCUGCUCUGGAGACUGAUAAGAUCGCGGCGGCGAUCAAUAUGGAUGGCACGAACUUUGGACGGAUCAACUCAACCUGCGAUUCCCUAGACAAGCCGUCUCUGUUGUUGGGAUUCGAUGGCCAUACGCCAGAGAUUGACCCUACUUGGGCGAACUUUUUCAAAUCGCAGAAAGGCUGGUGGCGUCUCUUCACCGUGACCGGCGCUAAGCAUAACGACUGGACUGAUAUGUCGUUUUGGAAGAAAUGGGGGACGACACGGCCUCUGGGACCUAUUGACGGGGAUAGAAUGAUUGCUUUGAGGAAUCGGUAUGUCAAGGCUUUCUUUGACGAGCAUCUCCUUGGAAAGGACGAUGCCGUUUUGGACGGGCCAUCCGAAGACUGGCCGGAGGUGAACUACAUUCAGGGAAACCAGUAA